CAUAGUAGUUCUCAAAACAUACAUCCAACUGCAAUUUAUUCACACUUGAGUCAUAAUUUCUUUUAGGAACUAUGUUGAUAUACGAAGCCAACAUGGGAAUGCUCUUCACAGCAAUUGUUAUGCAGAUCUUAUGGAGUUGCUCAGGAAUACCUGGACAGCAGACAUCACCAUUUCAAUUUACACAAAUAGUAUACAAUACCACUAUAUAUGAAAACUCAGCUGCUAAAAGCUAUGUAGAAUGUCCAAUUAAAAUGGGAAUAUACAUCACAGACCCAUCCUGGGACAUUCAAUACAAAAUAGAAUCUGGAGAUGGUGAGGUUUUAUUCAAGGCUGAAGAAUAUGUACUGGGAGACUUCAGUUUCCUGCGAAUUAGGACCAAAGGAGGCAGCUCUGCUAUACUCAACAGGGAAGUGAAGGAGCACUACUCACUGAGAGUCAAAGCACUAAAAUGGAGCACCAACGCUGUCGCUCAAACAAGAGUUCACGUGCGAGUUCUGGACACCAAUGAUCUCCGGCCACUUUUCUCACCAACCUCCUACACUGUUUCCGUGCCUGAAAACGCUGCCAUCAGAACUAGCAUCGUGAGAGUCACCGCCACCGAUGCCGACGUCGGCUCAAAUGCAGAGUACUAUUUCAGAUUGGGAGGAGAACACACCGAUAUGUUUGCCAUUCAUCCCACCAGUGGGGUGAUUACUCUCAUGGCCAGGCUGGAUUACGCUGAGCGGAGGCUGUUUGAGAUGGAUGUCUUGGCUGUAGAUCGGGGCAUGAAACUCUAUGGGAGCAGUGGCUUCAGCAGCACAGCCAAGCUGACGGUCAGGGUACUGCAGGCCAAUGAGCACGCUCCCGUCCUCACAGCUGUUCCCUUAGCUCCAUCAGCCACAGACACUGACCCUACAUAUGCACUAGUAACCUUGGAAGACAAUGAUCAAGGGCCUAAUGGUGAGAUAGCGUCACUGAGUAUAGUCGCUGGGGACCCACUCCAGCAGUUUAGGGCAGUGAAAACCAGCCUUGGUGGAAAAGAAUACAGGGUCAAAGCCAUUAAGGAUGUGGACUGGGAUAGUUGUCAGUUUGGAUGCAAUCUUACACUACAGGCCGAGGAUAAAGGUAGCCCACCACAGUUCUCCCUCGCUGAAGUCAUUAGAGUGCAAUCCCCACGUGUUGAUGUAAGGGCUCCUACAUUUGAAAAAAACAUUUACAGAGUCAACCUGACAGAAUUUGCCCCGCCCAACACUUUUGUUGUAAUGGUGAGAGCUAUGCCAAAUCACCCCAUGUUAAAAUACUCCAUCAAAUACCCCAAGAUCCAACAGAUCACUCAUCCUUUCACUAUUAAUUCAAACACAGGCUUGAUAACAACAACUGCAGCUAUCCAAGCCGACCGUGCCAGCAAGUAUGACUUUGAGGUGAUUAUUAACCAAGAACAAGCAUCAACCAGGGUGGUCAUCAACGUGAUUGAUGUGAAUAAUAACGCACCAGUUUUUCAGCAACCGUCCUACAAAGGCAAUGUCAAUGAAAAUGUACCAGUGGGGACCAGCAUCCUCACGGUCAGUGCUAGUGACAUGGAUGAAGGAGAGAAUGGUUACGUUACUUACACCAUCGCCAAUGUAAACCCACCACAGCCUUUUACCAUAGAUUACUUCACAGGUGUCAUCAGCACUGCCAGAGAAUUGGACUAUGAAAGGAUGCCACGGGUUUACAACCUCCGAGUCAGAGCUUCAGAUUGGGGCUCUCCUUUCUGCCGUGAAGUGGAGACUCCAGUUUCUAUUACACUCAACAACCUCAAUGACAAUGAGCCCUUGUUUGAGAAGGUUGACUGUGAAGUGAGCUUACCAAGAGACUACAGGGUGGGUGGGCAGAUAGCCGCGGUGUCUGCUAUCGAUGCAGACAACAUGGAAGGGGUUCAGCAUGUAGUCAUAGAUGGUAACAGCCUUGGUCUUUUUGACCUGACACCAGACACUGGGCUGUUAUCACUCAAGUUGCCCUUACAUGACGGCGAGGCUGCAAGUUUGUCCUUCCACUCCUUACAAAUUAGUGCCAACGAUGGGGAGACAUCAAGUAAGCCAAUGUUUGUGAACAUCACAGUCCUGUCUGGUUCAGGAGCCGUCUUCGAACAGUGUGUGGAUACAGGAGUGGUUGGGCGUAUGGCUGAGAAGCUGCUUCUUGGCACCAUGCCCCACUCUCAAAGGGAAGAUCAUUUUGAGGACAUUCAUUCAAUAAAUAAUUAUUCUCCUCACUUUGUGGACUCUACUCCUAAGGUCAUUGAGGUUAAAGAGGACCUACAAGUUGGGAUGAGGAUAGCUCAUCUAAGUGCCAUAGACGCAGACAGUGGCUUCAGUGGAACAUUGAUGUUUGUGAUAUCUGGAGGAGAUGUUGAGAGUCGUUUCAUGAUUGAAAUGGACACUGGUUGGCUAAAGAUUAUGGAGCCGUUAGACAGAGAAAUAACGGAUCAAUAUACUCUCAACAUCACUGUGUAUGAUCUGGGAAUACCACAGCGGUCAGUGUCACAUGUCUUACAGAUCAAUGUCCUGGAUUCAAAUGACAACAGCCCAAACUUCCUCCAGAAUAGCUACACUGUAUCGAUAAGGGAGGAUACAGACGUAGGAACAGCUGUCAUUCAGGUUGAUGCUACAGAUAAAGAUUCAGGGGCCAACAGAAUCAUCAGGUAUUCAUUGAUGGCUGAGUCCGAUCACUUUGUCAUAGAUGACCAGACGGGAGUGGUGAAGGUUAAAAGUCCAUUGGACCGGGAGCUACACCCAACAAUUAUCCUAAAAGUUGUGGCCUGUGAUCAGGCAGUUGAUGAACUUCAGAUGAUUUCUACAGUAUCUCUGAAAAUAGUGUUAGAGGAUGUCAAUGACAACCCUCCUAGGUUUUUCCCCCUCCUCCAGCGCGUGAAGGUGCGGGAGGACCUCCCGCUAGGGGCGGUGGUGGUCUGGCUACAGGCCCAUGACCCUGACCAAGGUCAGUCUGGACAGGUCCGUUUCAGCCUGCUGGACAAUGGAGAUGGAGACUUUGAUGUUGAUAAAACAAACGGUGCUGUUCGUAUAUUAAGGACCCUGGACUUUGAGAGGAGACAAGUGUAUAACCUGACAGCCAGAGCCAAAGAUAAAGGGAAACCUGAGUCGUUGUCCUGCACCUGUUUUAUUGAAGUCUACGUAGUAGAUGUGGAUGAGAAUCUGCACCAGCCUCGGUUUGCAUCUUUUGUGGAUAAGGGAAGUGUGAGAGAAGAUGCUCCUAUUGGCACAACUAUAAUGACAGUUACUGCACAAGACAAUGACCAAGGUAGAGAUGGAGAAAUACGCUAUUCUAUAAGGGACGGAUCAGGCCUCGGAGUAUUCACCAUAGAUGAAGAGAGUGGUGUCAUACAGACACAGGAGCUUUUAGACCAUGAGACCACCAAUCGUUACUGGCUGACUAUCUAUGGCACCGACCUAGCUGUGGUGCCUAAGUCGUCCUUCAUGGAGGUCUACAUUGAGGUUGAAGAUGUCAACGACAACGCACCACAGACCUCCGAGCCAGUCUAUUACCCUGAGGUCAUGGAGAAUUCCCCCAAGGAUGUAUCUGUUAUCCAGGUGGAGGCGGUGGACCCUGACUCUGGAAACAGUGACCAGUUCUACUAUAAGAUAACCAGCGGGAACCCACAGGGAUUCUUCAGCAUCGACCACCAGACUGGUUUGGUGACAACCACUUCCAGAAAACUGGACAGAGAGCAGCAAGAGGAACAUACACUGGAGAUCACAGUAACAGACAAGGGCGUCCCAGCCAGGUCCACAGCUGUCCGGGUGGUGGUGAGGGUGCAGGAUGAGAACGACAACACCCCACAGUUCCUGGAGGAGAUCUAUAAGGUCCAGCUCCCAAAGAGGGUCAGGGACAGGUCAGAGAGGGCCAGGGACAGGUCAGAGAGGGACAGGUCAGAGAGGGACAGGUCAGAGAGGGACAGGGACAGGUCAGAGAGGGACAUGUCAGAGAGGGACAGGUCAGAGAGGGACAGGUCUGAUGGAGACAGGGACAGGUCGGAGAGGGACAGGUCAGAUGGAGACAGGGACAGGUCAGAGAGGGACAGGUCAGAGAGGGACAGGUCAGAUGGAGACAGGGACAGGUCAGAGAGGGACAGGUCAGAUGGAGACAGGGAGAGACCAACAGAGAGGAGGGGGGUUGCUAAGAGAGAGCCCAUCUACAGAGUGAUCGCCUCUGACAGAGACACGGGCCCCAACGCUGAGGUGUCCUACAGCAUCGAGGGGGGAGACGAGCAGGGGAGGUUCUUCAUCGAACCCCAAACUGGCCAUGUGUUCUCCAGAGAGAUUGUCUUGGCAGGACAGCAUGCCAUCCUUACAAUUAAAGUGGUGGACAACGGGAGACCCCAAAGGUCCUCUACCUGUCGGCUGCACAUUGAGUGGAUCGUGAGGCCUGAGCCCUCCUCUGAGCCCUUGGUGUUUGAAGAGACCUCCCUCGCCUUCUCUGUCAUGGAGACUGACCCAGUGGCUCACAUGGUGGGGGUCAUCUCCACCCAACCCAUAGACUCACCUGUCUGGUUCCAAAUCACAGGUAACCUGUAACACACAUUUGUUUUUCCAGACUCACCUGUCUGGUUCCAAAUCACAGGUAACCUGUAACACACAUUUGUUUUUCCAGACUCACCUGUCUGCAUCGAAAUUACAGGAAUCCAGCACAUUAAUCCUUUCCCAGGCAGAAAAUAUGUGAAUGUGGGUUACUAUUGUUGAUAUCACCAUUAUUCUGUAAAAACUUGAGCUGCUAUCUUGAAAUCUUUAGGCUUACUUUCCCAAAGGUUUGCUAGGUAACAGCCCCUGUCAGAAAUAAGGCUUGCUAGGUAACAACCCCUGUUAAACGUAAGGCUUGCUAAGUAACAACCCCAGUUAGAAGUAAGGCUUGCUAGGUAACAACCCCUGUUAGACGUCGUUCACUUCUCUUUCUCUUUACCUCUUCUCCUGCACUAAUUAACUGUCCUACAACUGACACCUUGCUCUCUCUUCUGUUCUGCUCCUCCAAUCCAACUCUCCUCUUUCUCUCACCCUCUUUGGAUUUCUCUUUAAUUGGCAAGGAGACAUGCACGCUAAAGAAGUGUUUCACAUCGCUCAAAUGGCUUGCGACUUGACGUGUACUACAGAAGGUGGCAACGCUGACAGCCGCUUCGAUAUAGGCAAGGGCAGUGGAACCGUCAUUUUAGCCAAACCCCUCCAUGCAGAACCAAAAUCAAA
This is a messenger RNA of Salmo salar (Atlantic salmon), 5210 nucleotides long. The record is from RefSeq and is a predicted model, not a curated record. NCBI's taxonomy places the organism in Eukaryota, Metazoa, Chordata, Actinopteri, Salmoniformes, Salmonidae.